GUGGUGGGUGUCUGUCUGUCACGCUCCCCGGGCGCAAUGUGGAGGCUGCUGGGUCCCAUGGCUCUGCUCCUUCUAGCUCCCUGCCACACGCUCGCUGAUCUCCCCAAGGCCGUGGUGACCCUGGACCCACCCUGGGACCGAGUCCUGGAGAAGGACCAUGUCACGCUGACAUGCCAGGGCCCAGGCGGCCCCGGGCACAGCGUCACACACUGGUGGCUCAACGGCAGUGCCCUGGCCACCCAGCAGGAAGCCUCGCUCACCCUCGCCUCGGCCCGCAUGGCGGACAGCGGCCAGUACAGCUGCAAGACGGCGCUCUCGGCCCGCAGUGACCCCCAGAGCCUGGAGGUGCACCAGGGUUGGCUGCUUCUGCAGGCGCAGCGCUGGGUGGUUCGGAUCGGAGACCCCAUCCGCCUGCGCUGCCACAGCUGGAGGAACCGGUCGGUGCACAGCGUCAUCUACUUCCACAACGGCCGAGGGCGGCAGUUCUCCUACCAGAACAUGGAGCUGCUCAUCCCCGCCGCGAAGCUGACAGACAGCGGCACCUACUUCUGCCGGGGCCUCUUCGGCCGGGUGCGCAACGAGUCCUCCGCCACGGCGCGCCUCCUCGUGGAAGAUCCCUCCAGACCCCUCUACUCCCCCUCCAUCCCCUCCCCCUUCCUGCCCUCCCCCUCCCUGGCCGUGGGACUUUUGUACGUCGCGAGCACCGGGCUCUGCCUUUCUGUGUGGCUGGACCUUCGACGCCUACUGGUGGCCGCCCGGUGGAAUGAGAAGAUGCGAUGGUGUCGGGACCCUCCAGACAAAUGA
This is a messenger RNA of Sorex araneus (European shrew), 804 nucleotides long. RefSeq names its product Fc gamma receptor IIIa (gene FCGR3A). Gene Ontology annotation, biological process: cell surface receptor signaling pathway; regulation of immune response. The transcript has 6 exons. The coding region runs from base 37 to 804 and encodes 255 amino acids. Gene Ontology annotation, molecular function: transmembrane signaling receptor activity. NCBI's taxonomy places the organism in Eukaryota, Metazoa, Chordata, Mammalia, Eulipotyphla, Soricidae. The record is from RefSeq and is a predicted model, not a curated record.